UAUAUUUAUAUAUAUUUUUAAUUUCGAUUUACGCAAAUUUUCAACACGAAAGCAAUUUUCAUGUCUUGCCAAAAAUUUCCCAGCGUUCGGGCCAAUGGAGUAAAUCGUUCUUGUCGCAUCGAUCGACUUGCCGCAAUGUCAGCACUUUAACAACAACCAACAAAAAUAAUAAUAAAACCAAAUAUAUAUUUAAACAAAUUUCAAGUUAAGAACAGGGAAAGAAACAAACGAAAGACCUCGAGAGUUAAAUUUAAGAACAUAAAUAAGAAAAAUUAUUCGUCAUAUAAUUGUGAACAAGUGCUAUAUCGAAUUUGUUUAGCAUCGGAUUGCAUGGGUAACGUUAUGAUAACAAAUUUACUAAAGUGCCACGCCCACAAGCAAGCCCAAAAGCAACAGCAAUUGAAACUGAAGAAAAUCGAAAUCUAUUUUAUGUUCAACAAUCUGUGCAAAAGAAAAACUUUAUCGCCAACAAAUUUAUUGACACUAAUCAACACUCAAAGUGAAUAAAGUUCGGAGAACAAAUCGGAGAAGCUAAUUAAGACGAAAUAUCAGAAAAUAAAACGCAAACAGAACCUAAUUAAGGUAACUAAUUAAAGAGUUUACUUUUAGCUGCAGUUUGUACCAAGCGUUCAACAUGGUUGGUGUCGCCGCCGACUCUUCGCAGGCCUCGGAAUUAUCGUCGGCCAAGAACCCAAUGAUUAAGUAUUUGCUGAAGCAACGCGAGAAUCAUGCACGUGUCCAAGAUGCGGACUAUUCGCAUGUGUUUCGCCGCAAGACACGCUUCGAGCUCUUUCGCCUGUCCGCCAUAGCGAUGGCCAUCGAAUUCGCGUAUGCGGCCGAGACGAGCUUCGUAUCGCCGAUUCUUCUUCAAAUUGGCAUCGAUCACAAGCACAUGACCAUGGCCUGGGGCCUGUCGCCGCUGAUUGGUUUCUUUGUCUCGCCGCUGCUGGGCAGCGUCAGUGAUCGCUGUAAGCUGCGUUGGGGUCGACGUCGACCCAUCAUCACGCUUUUGUCGUUGGGCAUAUUCUUAGGAUUGAUUUUGGUGCCGUAUGGCAAGAAUCUGGGCGUCUGGCUGGGUGAUGCGGGGUACAAUUACACAACCUCAAGCUAUGCCAACGACAGCACCGUGGCGGCGGCUUUGCUUUCAGCGGAAUCGGUGCCGGAAUCAGGCGCAUCACCUGCCAAUUUCAAAUUUGCUGUCAUUUUAACCAUUUUGGGCAUGGUUCUAUUGGACUUUGAUGCGGAUACCUGCCAGACGCCGGCGCGUACCUAUUUGCUGGACAUGUGUGUGCCCGAGGAGCAGCCGAAGGCCUUGACUACGUUUACACUCUUCGCGGGCUUUGGCGGCACCAUUGGCUAUGCCAUUGGCGGCAUCGACUGGGAAACAACUCACAUUGGCAGCGUACUAGGUGGAAAUAUACCCACAGUGUUUACCCUGGUAACCAUUAUCUUUGUGAUUUGCUAUCUGAUAACUGUGACAACUUUUCGUGAAAUUCCACUCGGGCUGAUCGAGCGCGACGAGCUGCUGCGUCCGCUCUCCGAGUCAGCCAUCAAGAAGGAGCUCAAGAAGAACAAUAAUGCCAUUUACUACAUACAAGAGAACUCCACAUUGGACCAACAAAUGAAGUCAACCGAAGAGCCUAUCGCUAGCUAUCAGAAUAGUUACUUACCGGCGCUCGGCAAUAAGCUGAAGAAGCCCCAUGAUUUGGAGUUGCAAGCAGACGAUGCCGCACCGAUUUCAUUGCGUGGCUAUCUGAAGAGCAUCUUCAUAAUGCCCUACUCGAUGCGCAUGCUGGCGCUCACUAAUCUGUUCUGCUGGAUGGGUCAUGUCACCUACUGCCUGUACUUUACAGACUUUGUGGGCGAGGCGGUCUUCCACGGUGAUCCCACAGCGCCGCCUAAUUCUGCGCCGCUGCUGCUUUACGAGGAAGGUGUGCGCUUUGGCUGCUGGGGCAUGUCCAUCUAUGCCUUCUCCUGUUCCAUUUACUCGCUGUCUGUGACCAAGUUGAUGAAGUGGUUUGGCACCAAGGCGGUUUACAUCAGCGGCAUGGUUUACUAUGGCAUUGGCAUGCUGAUCCUCGGUUUGUGGCCAACUAAGUGGGGUGUUCUGGUCUUUAGCACCUCUGCGGGCAUACUCUAUGGCACGCUCUUCACAAUGCCCUUCAUACUGGUGGCCAACUAUCAUGCCAAGAAUUGUUUCCGUGUUCACAACGGCGAGACGGUGCCUCUGAAGCAGGCACGUGGCCUAGGCACCGAUGUGGCCAUCAUUAGCAGCAUGGUGUUCAUUGCCCAGCUAAUUGUUUCGCUGUGCGUUGGCCCACUCGUCGCUUGGAUGGAGACGACGUGUGCCAUUUUGUAUGCCUCGACAUUUUUAUCCUUUGCAGCGGCCAUUGCGGCCAUGUUUGUGCUAUAUGUCUAAGGCUCGGAGCGAUCGUAUAGUAUUCUCCUACUAUUAAUUGAGUAUUUAUGAUUAUCAGCAUCGUCGAAAUGAUGAAAUAUGUACUUAUGUACAUCACGCAUGCAUAUAGAGCCGUGCGCACAUAUUGUUUGAUAUGCAAACAAAUCUGUUGCCUACUUUGAGGCAUUUGUUUAUAUAGUUAUUUAGAUUCGUACAGCAUACUUUUAACUGCGAUUGCCUAAAGGCAAACAUUGUUUUAACAUUUGUUUAACAGUUUCGUUCCAUAACUUUAUCAGAAUUAUUAUAUUAUUACAUUUGUUUUAAGUUAAUAAACGUAUUCUUAAC
Messenger RNA from Drosophila hydei, 2743 nucleotides. RefSeq names its product proton-associated sugar transporter A (gene Slc45-1). Gene Ontology annotation, cellular component: membrane. NCBI's taxonomy places the organism in Eukaryota, Metazoa, Arthropoda, Insecta, Diptera, Drosophilidae. The transcript is spliced from 4 exons. The coding region runs from base 635 to 2419 and encodes 594 amino acids. Gene Ontology annotation, biological process: transmembrane transport. The record is from RefSeq and is a predicted model, not a curated record. Gene Ontology annotation, molecular function: sucrose:proton symporter activity.